Molecule: messenger RNA, 2065 nt
Organism: Humulus lupulus (European hop)
Lineage: Eukaryota; Viridiplantae; Streptophyta; Magnoliopsida; Rosales; Cannabaceae
Product: FCS-Like Zinc finger 8-like
Exons: 3
Coding region: 842-1792 (316 amino acids)
Source: RefSeq, a predicted model, not a curated record
UUAAAAAGGCAUACCUUACAAGUUUAAACAAACAACGAAACAAAAACUCAGCUCUCUUUUUAAAGUUGAGACCCUUUUCCUUUUUCUUAUCCUCUCGUCACUUUCUCUCUUAUCUAAGUUUGCCAAAAACUCAGAACUGGAAAAAGUUUAAAGAGAAGGGGGAGUGGCAGCAGAGUGAGUGAUACACGAUUGGCCUGAAUGAAAAUUCCACUAACAGAAAGUCGAGCUUAGAAUUUUGUGAUUUUGUUGUAUUAUGAUAUAUAAGAGAAAAACAAAUAGUGAUAGAGAAAGAAACAAGCCCUUAUCUUUCAUUUAAUCGAUCGUAAUGAUGGCUAUUCCUCAUGGGAAUUAGCAAAGAACGCAAUUCGUGCCAAGCCUGAUUUGGUUGGAGAGACUCACCAGAAGAAGGGCUCUCUCAAUAAAAUGCCAGCAGAGCUUUCUGCAUCAGCUCUGAUCUUGAUCACAUGGCUUGCAUGCGACCUGUUAUGAUUGGAAUUUAGUUUUCUCUUGCUUAGUUCAACAAAAACAAAAUAGAGCUAGUCAAACAAAUUAACCGACUUCUCUGUUUCUUACUUUAUUUUCUUUUACUUUAAUGUUCAACUCGAUAUGGAAGCCACAGAGAUUUAACAAGGACUCAUUUUUAUAUCUCUGAGGAGGCCUGUUAAACACUUUGAAGUGUUAAUUUUAUUAUUAUUAUUAUUAUUAUUAUUAUUAUUAUUAUUUUCCUUUCUCUUUAUUGUUACUCAAAAGAAGUGAAGGGAAUCUCAAGCUCGUGCUUCUUACAUCUGAUUUUGAGAUUUUGAUAAAGUAUUUGUUAGUUUUUCUUUUUGGAAGAAGAGUUAUGUUGAGGAAUAGAUCUAGAGCAGUGACCAGCAAGCAGCAAGCUUUAAUGGCUGAUCACAGCUCUCAACCUUCUCCAACCCCAAACGACACCAAAAAAGCUCCAUCUUCUUUCUUUGGUUCACCGAAGUUCAGAGCUUUUACUAAAAAAGGUCAAUCUGAAAAAGACAACGGUUUAGUAAGUCCCACUUCAGUCCUCGACACCAAGCACUUCUCUUCUCUUUCAAACCCCUUCUCAUAUUCUAGGAACCAAGCAACAUCCCCCAAGAUUAGUUUCCCGGGAAACAAACGCUCAUGGGAAAAACCAGAGGCAAAAGGUAUCAGCCUUGUUCUAAUUGACCCAAUAUCCAAUGAUCACAAAACACACACCAAAGACAAAUCUUCUUCCAAGUCUUGUAAUAGGAAAGUUGUGUUGGGUACUAAGCUUAGAGUUCAAAUCCCACCUUUACCACCUUGUUCUACACAUUCUUCUACUGACCAGUCUCCAAAAUCUACAGCUGAGUUUGGAAUCAAAACCAGGAAUAAUACACAUAUUGUGUCUUCAUGUACUGGAUCUAUUAACUCGAGUAAUAAUAAUAGCCAAACAAAGGAUGUUAUUAUUUCUCCUAAAGCAAUCCCAGCUGGUGGUUGGAUCUCUGUGAGUGAUGUGGAGAAUUCUGAGGACUACACAUGUGUGAUCUCUCAUGGACCUGUGCCAAGAACAACUCAUAUUUUUGAGAACUGCAUUGUGGAGAGCUUCUAUUCUUUAUCGGAUCACAAGUCUAACUCUUUCCCAGAUAGUAAUUUCCUUGGCUUUUGUCAUACUUGCAAGAAGAACCUUGAGGAGAAGGUUGAUAUUUACAUUUACAGAGGUGAGAAGGCGUUUUGUAGCCGUGAAUGUCGUUACCAAGAAAUGGUGUUGGAUGGAAUUGGAAAUGCAGAAUUUGAUGAUACUUUCAAGAAUUGUUUUUAAGCAAAGAUCUCAAGAGACUUACUAUUCUUAUGGAACUUCCAAUUCUUGAUUACAAUCACUUAAAUCUGUUUUUAGGGAAUAAAAAUUGCUUUUUACCUCAGCAUGGUUUUUGUCUUGAAAAAAGCUGUUUUGGUCUGUUCUGUCCUUUGGCUUUUUAGUUAAAUUACCCUCUCACUUGCAGAUAGGUAUAAAGGGAGGAUGAGAUCUAUUGUAGAGUUGGUUUUUUUUUUUUUUUGUUUGUUCAAAUAAUAAUAUCUAUAAUUGACUGCUUCA